AAGCAGAAAACAACAAUAUCACCAAAACAACAACUUGCUCGUACAUAAUUGUGAUUCCAUUCAACUUCUCUUAACAAUUAACUAAAAAUGCACGGACGAUUAAAAGUACGCACCAGCGCUGAAGAAGCGGCUCGCAAGAAGCUGGAACAGCAACAAAAGGUUAAAAUGUUCCGUGCUGCAAUGGGUCGCAUAUUCGAGAAGAAAUCAGCACAGGAAUACGAUACGGAAAUGAUGGAACUAACGGCGAAGCUACUGGGAAGCAAUCCGGACAUUGCAACCUUAUGGAAUUUGCGUCGGAUGUGCAUUCUGGCGUUGAAAGAGCUAAAUGUUGAUGACAUUCAAAGUGUUUUCGAUAAAGAUCUUGGCUUUACGGAAAUGUGUCUUAUGGUGAACCCGAAAUCGUAUUGCGCGUGGCACCAUCGUUGCUGGGUACUGGAAAAUGCACCCAAAGCCGAUUGGCAAAAGGAGGUAGAACUGUGCACAAAGUAUCUGAAGCUAGACGAGCGUAAUUUUCAUUGCUGGGAUUAUCGACGAUAUGUGGUGGAAAAGGCCGGAGUCACUCCGGAGAAGGAGUUCACAUUUUGUACGGAAAAGAUCGAGAAAAAUUUCUCUAACUAUUCCUCGUGGCAUUAUCGGAGCAAACUGUUGCCGGUGCUCUACCCGAACGCGGACGAACCGAGUCGACCGAUCAGCGAAGAAAAGUUGAAGGAAGAGCUGGAACUGGUCCUUACUGCAGCGUUUACCGAUCCGAACGAUAGCAGUGCUUGGUUUUAUCAACGGUGGUUACUUGGUUACUCGCAACCCGAGCUAGAUCUAGCCGCCUGUCGAAUCGAUGCCAAGCAAAACCUCGCCGUACUAUCUUUUAGUGUACCGAUCGAUUUAGCAUCGGGUGGAUUUGAAUUGAUCGUUUCAUGCUGUGAUAUGUGCAACGAUACUACCAAAUGGAUGCCGGCUAAUGAAGGAAACACGUUCGAUACAACGUGGAUUAUGAAAGGAUCGUUCGUAAUCAAUGAGGAACGUGAUUCAACGGUUACUCUUCUCACAUCGGAUAAAACGAAGCAUGUUCUUGAAAUUCACACCACAUCCACAGAACUUGCGGUUGGAGUAAAGAAACCAAAGUUUGGCUACGAAUUCGGAUCAGCCAUCGUAGACGUGCUAAAGGCGCAACUCGAAUCAUGCAAAGAGUUGUUAGAAUAUGAACCGGACAGCAAAUGGACGCUGCUUACUGCGGCCCUACUAAUGAAAGCGAUCGAUCGUCGCGGAUAUUACGAAACCAUACGUCAGCAUCUGACCAAGCUGGAAACGGUCGAUGCACUCCGGAAAGGUUAUUAUCUGGAUCUGGCAAGCAAAUGGUCUAUCGAAAAUCGACUAGCUGAAUGGAUCGAAGCAGGAAAUUUGAGAUCGGAAAUUGAUUUAUCCGGUCUGCAACUGACCGUUGUGAAUUAUGUGCAAUACUUCGUGACAGCUGAUGUUAUUAAUUUAAGCACCAACCGGCUGAUCGAUCGCAAUUUGGGAGUGUUACGUGAGCUAGUGUUUUGUAGAAAGUUGAACUUAGCGAACAAUGCACUACGAACGGGUGCAACGGUAGAGAAACUAUCGUGCGUGCAUGAAAUUAUACUAAAAGGUAACGAGGAGCUUCUUAAGAACGAAGCAAUGGUGGAAGAAUUACAAACCAAAGUAAAGAGCUUAGUGCUGUAAGUACAUUCCUCUUAAGUCACGGAUGCAAUUAUCGGUGUGAGUUAAGCACAAAUACAUAUUUUCAUCACAGCAAAUUUAAAAACUAA
Anopheles funestus (African malaria mosquito) is the source of this 1784-nucleotide messenger RNA. RefSeq names its product geranylgeranyl transferase type-2 subunit alpha (gene RabGGTa). Gene Ontology annotation, molecular function: Rab geranylgeranyltransferase activity. Gene Ontology annotation, cellular component: cytoplasm; Rab-protein geranylgeranyltransferase complex. The transcript is spliced from 4 exons. Bases 88 to 1698 code for a protein of 536 amino acids. Gene Ontology annotation, biological process: protein geranylgeranylation. NCBI's taxonomy places the organism in Eukaryota, Metazoa, Arthropoda, Insecta, Diptera, Culicidae. The record is from RefSeq and is a predicted model, not a curated record.